AUGGGCAGCGAAGACGAGAUCCUCAAAGCAAAGCGUGCAUUGCAGAAAGCCAAUGAAACCAACAACACGCAGGCUAUGAUGGAUAUCAUGGGACGUCUAAUUAAAAUCAAGGCUUCUCAAGAAUUAUUACGGAAAACCGACAUUGGGAAAAUUAUGGGUAAAUUAAGAAGUAACGCCAAUACAGCCGUCUCGCAAAAGGCAAAAGAAAUCGUUCGAAAAUGGAAGGACGAUGUGAUUCUGGAGUCCAAAGCGCCUGCACCGUCCCCCGUGAAAAAGAUCAACACAUCUACUGGCUGUAAAGCAUCACAUCCAUCAUCCACUGCCUCCUCACCGAAAACACCGUCAGAGACAGGUCCGCCUCGAACCGUCAAGACCGAUGAAGUGACCUUCAAAACCACAGGAAGUACACCGCGAGAUAAAACCAUUGAACUGUUAUAUGCAGCAGUAGCGCUUGGCAGCUACGCCGAUUCGGAGCUUCUGUUAAAGAGAGCCAUGGCGAUUGAAAAGGCAGUGUUUGGAGAAUAUGAAUUCAUCAGUGAAGGUUACAAGAGCAAAAUCCGAUCGUUGGCAUUGAACUUGAAGAGCAAGAGUAAUCCUACUCUGCGAGAGAGUGUCGUUAGCGGAGAGCUACCCGUGGAUAAACUGUGUACAAUGAGUGUCGAGGAUAUGGCAUCUGAGGAAGCGAAGGCACGCGAUCGUAAACUCGCAGAGGAAGCACUAUUCAAGGCUCGAGGCGCUGGUUCGGCUCAAGCUGAAACCGAUAUGUUCAUUUGUGGAAAGUGCAAAAAGAGACGAUGUACUUAUUUCCAGAUGCAAACACGAAGUGCCGAUGAACCGAUGACAACCUUUGUCACGUGCGUAACAUGUGGUAACCACUGGAAGGUAGGCUCAUCAUUUAUUUUCUUUCCCGAUGAUAAAACGUGGCUUAAAAAAACCGUGGUACUUCUUCAUAGUUCUGUUAAUGGGUCUCUUUCUCUUGGUCUGCUAAGAGUGCCGGAUAGAAGUUCUUGCGAUCGUUUUCCUAUUGCAAUACAAUAA
This is a messenger RNA of Radiomyces spectabilis, 1038 nucleotides long. Its product is annotated as transcription factor S-II, central domain-containing protein. The record is from RefSeq and is a predicted model, not a curated record. Gene Ontology annotation, biological process: DNA-templated transcription; transcription elongation by RNA polymerase II; transcription elongation by RNA polymerase I. Gene Ontology annotation, cellular component: nucleus. Gene Ontology annotation, molecular function: RNA polymerase II transcription regulatory region sequence-specific DNA binding; zinc ion binding. The transcript is spliced from 6 exons. NCBI's taxonomy places the organism in Eukaryota, Fungi, Mucoromycota, Mucoromycetes, Mucorales, Radiomycetaceae. Bases 1 to 1038 code for a protein of 345 amino acids.